UAAUAUCUCAUAGCAAUUGGAAACGUUUGCGUGUAAUCAUGUCUACCGCAGUCACUUUGUUCUUGCUAUCAGUCUCAAUUGCGUAUAAUGACGCAGCUAGAAUACUGGCUAUGUUUCCUGUACCAUCAAUUAGCCAUCAAGUAGUUUUCAGACCUUAUACUCAAGAAUUAGCUAGAAGAGGCCACCAAGUGACUGUUAUAACACCAGAUCCUGCAUUCCCAAAGGGAGAAGUUCCAGCUAAUCUAACAGAAAUUGACGUUCAUGAUUUUUCCUAUGAAAUGUGGAAGUCUUUUUAUAAAGUGACGUCGACUGGUGAUAAUGAUUUGAUUCUGCAGAUGACGUUAGCAUUUUCUAUAAUAGUGGAUAUCGUUGAGAUGCAGUUGAAGUUGGAUGUGGUGCAGAAGAUUUUGAAGGAGGAAAAGUUUGAUUUGUUGCUGUUAGAAGCUUGUGCGAAGCCAGCGUUGGUGUUAUCACAUGUGUAUAAGGUUCCAGUGAUUCAAGUGUCGUCCUUUGGUCCUAUGAAUUUCAACGUAGAAACUAUUGGGUCAGCCUGGCAUCCGUUGCUUUACCCAGGGAUUUUAACUAAGCGUUCACUCAAUUUAUCAAAAUGGGAAAAGCUUGAAGAAUUGUGGAACUUUUAUAGAAUCGAAAAAAUUCUAAAGGGUGUUGAAAAUUCAGAGAAUGAAAUGGCUGAACGACUAUUUGGACCAGAUGUGCCAUCGAUGAGUGAAUUGAAGAAUAAUGUUGAUAUGCUGUUUUUGAAUGCUCAUCCAAUAUGGGACGGGAAUCGUCCAGUGCCUCCUAGUGUUAUUUACAUGGGAGGACUACAUCAGAAACCUCAAAAGGAAUUACCGGCGGAUCUCAAAAGAUACUUAGACUCUUCGAAGAACGGUGUCGUGUACAUCAGCUUCGGUACAAACGUCCAACCUUCACUGCUACCGCAAGACAGAGUUCAGAUGAUGGCCAAAGUGUUUUCUCAGCUGCCUUACGAUGUGCUAUGGAAGUGGGACAAGGACGAACUGCCAGGACGCUCUAAGAACAUCAAGAUAUCAAAAUGGCUGCCACAGUCUGAUCUUCUAAGGCAUCCUAAAAUCAAGCUAUUCAUAACACAAGGAGGUCUACAAUCAACAGACGAGGCUAUAACUGCUGGAGUACCUCUGAUAGGAUUCCCUAUGUUAGGAGAUCAAUGGUAUAAUGUAGAAAAAUAUGUUCAUCACGGAAUUGGACUACAACUCGAUCUACUUUCAACGAAUGAGGUCGAAUUCAAGAAUGCUAUAAGCACUGUUAUUAAUGAUGAAAGGUAA
Molecule: messenger RNA, 1304 nt
Organism: Spodoptera litura
Lineage: Eukaryota; Metazoa; Arthropoda; Insecta; Lepidoptera; Noctuidae
Product: UDP-glucosyltransferase 2-like
Molecular function (GO): UDP-glycosyltransferase activity
Source: RefSeq, a predicted model, not a curated record